Hippocampus zosterae (dwarf seahorse) is the source of this 6058-nucleotide messenger RNA. It is a transcript of the gene znf423, whose product is annotated as zinc finger protein 423. The transcript is spliced from 23 exons. Gene Ontology annotation, molecular function: DNA-binding transcription factor activity, RNA polymerase II-specific; RNA polymerase II transcription regulatory region sequence-specific DNA binding. The record is from RefSeq and is a predicted model, not a curated record. Gene Ontology annotation, cellular component: nucleus. The coding region runs from base 913 to 5232 and encodes 1439 amino acids. Gene Ontology annotation, biological process: regulation of transcription by RNA polymerase II. NCBI's taxonomy places the organism in Eukaryota, Metazoa, Chordata, Actinopteri, Syngnathiformes, Syngnathidae.
AACUUAGCCCUGCCUGCCUCUCAGCCUCAGCCAACCCGGGCUGUGCCGAGCUGCUCCCUGCGGGAUCAGAGCGCUCCCCCGCCGGGACCCUUCUCUCACAUCCCCCUGCUGGGACGCGGCUACAUUUCCAGCCAAGCACUGCCUGCCUUGGCUUUAUUAUGUGUGUCUGCGCCGCAGCCCCGCCAGCAGAGGCAGGCGGAGGAGGAGGAGGAGGGAGACUGGUAGCCAGAGUCAGGACAAAGAAAAAGCAGGGAGACAGAGGCUAGCGAAUAUCUGGCUCUUAUUAACACCACGGGGCACAGGGCUUUUGGGAAAUAAUAACACGUUCCUAGUCAAAUUCCUCACGCGAGGGGGGGGGGGGGGUGGAGGGAGAUGCGUCAUGUCAGUGCCACCCGAGCACUACUAGCAAAGGGACGGAGCCCGAGCGACGCUUUCACGGUGGGCAGAGACGAACUCAACUAAAAACUGACAGUGGUCGUUACUUUGCAAAGGGGGCAGAUUCCGUUCACCGACACACGCCAAUACAAUCCACGCUCGUCGCCGCUCAUCACCUGGACCAUCGCGUUUCGCGAUAACGGACAUUGCCGUUAUCACUUUGACGGUAUUUCCGAGUGUCGCGUUUAAGCAGAAGUUGUUUAUUCUACAGGUUGCUUCCUCUUCCUACACCCCGCGCUUGGCGUUAACGGCUCCACGCGUUGCGGGACCCACGCGGUGUGAUUUUUUUUUCCUCCUCUCCGACUCCGACUCGAGCGAGCGGAGGUGCCGCAUUGCAACAGGCGAAGAAGCCGAGACCGAGUGAAGGAAGAGGAGGGCGGUUGAACCUCGGCUGUGCCCGCCUGCUUGGUGAGGUGAAAACACGGAACGGAGCGAAAAAAAAACACCAGCAGCAGUUGAAUUAAACCCGCAGCAGAGAUGUCCAGACGAAAACAGGCCAAACCGCGCUCAGUUAAAGCGGUGGAAGAAGGAGAAUCUUCGGAGUGUGGAGGUGCCUCGGAUGAAUCCGCUGUCCAGACAGAAGUCCCAGCAUCAGUGAAAGUGCUCGAGCCGAAGGACGGCCAAGGGGCGGCUCGCGAGGAUGCUGAACAAGAUGAGCCUGGCGAUCACGACGAUGAGCUCGAUGACGACUCCAUAUUCACUUGUGACAACUGUCAACAAGACUUUGAAUGUUUGGCUGAGCUCACAGAACAUCGAACCAACCACUGUCCAGCUGAUGGUGACGACGACCCAGCCGGGCUGUCCUGGGUGCCCUCCUCGCCCUCCAGCAAAGAUGUGGCGUCACCUUCGCAGAUGCCCGAUGGCUGUUGCGACCUCGGCAUGGCCACCGGCGGCGAGGAGGAAGGAGGUGCAGGUCUGCCAUACCCAUGUCAGUUCUGCGACAAGUCCUUCAGCCGGCUGAGCUACCUGAAGCGCCACGAGCAGAUCCACAGUGACAAGCUGCCUUUCAAGUGCACCUUUUGCAGCCGUCUCUUUAAACACAAGAGGAGCAGAGAUCGCCAUGUCAAACUCCACACAGGAGAUAAGAAGUAUAGUUGCCAAGAGUGUGAAGCUGCGUUUUCCCGCUCUGACCAUCUAAAGAUCCAUCUGAAGACACACAGCUCCAGCAAACCAUUUAAGUGCAGCGUGUGCAAACGAGGCUUCUCCUCCACUUCCUCAUUGCAGAGCCACAUGCAGGCGCACCGCAAGAACAGAGAGCACCUCUCGUUGAGGAGUGAGAAGGACGCAGGCAAAAAGGGAACUGGAGGAGAGAUUGACCUGGAGCAGGACCUGUACAUGUGUGAUUACUGCGAGGAGACGUUCAGCCAAACGGAUGAGCUGGAGAAACACGUCCUGACCAGGCACCCCCAGCUGUCCGACCGAGCCGACUUGCAGUGCAUCCACUGCCCGGAGAUCUUCCUCGACGAGGCCUCACUCCUCACUCAUAUUGACGCGCAGCAUGCCAACCGCAAACACAAAUGUCCUGUUUGUUUAGAACAGUUCCCCUCUGUCGAGGAUGUCUACUGCCACCUAGACAGCCACCGCCAGCCGGACUCUUCCAAUCACAGUGCUGCCAGUCCUGACCCUGCGCUGGGGAGCGUUGCUUCAAUGAGUUCCGCGACUCCAGAUUCCAGUGCCAGCCUGGAGAGAGGAUCCACCCCUGACUCCACCCUGAAGCCCAGCCAGGGCAGUGAACGAGGCCGCAGAAAAGGCAACGACAGCGGGGAAGAGAUGGGAAUAAGCUUGGUGCAUCCAGGCGUAGGUGGAGGAGGAAACUGGGCUAAAGUGACAUACACUUGCCCUUAUUGCUCAAAGAGAGACUUCAAUAGCCUGGCAGUGUUGGAGAUCCAUUUAAAAACCAUCCAUGCUGACAAACCGCAGCAGAGCCAUACGUGUCAGCUCUGCCUGGACACACUGCCGACUCUCUACAAUCUCAAUGAGCAUGUGCGCAAAGCUCACCGCUCCAGCGGAGGAACCGCAAGCCCGGCGGCUGCAGCUUUUCCCCUUCUGCAAUUUACGAAUGUGACAGCGUUCCAUUGUAACUACUGCCCUGACAUGUUUGGAGACAUUAACUCUUUGCAGGAACACAUUAGAGUGUCACACUGUCUGCCUGGGGCGAUUAUGGCAGGGUCCACCACAUUAGAGGGGAACCAUGCCUUCUUUUGCAACCAGUGCUCCAUGGGAUUCCUGACGGAGUCUUCGUUGACGGAACACAUUCAACAGACUCACUGUACCUCAGCGGUGGCGGGCGGGGCCGCCUGUGGGGGAGCCGUGGCCAAAUUGGAGUCUCCCGUGCUACAGUCCGCGUCCCAAUCGUUCAUGGAGGUUUACUCUUGCCCAUAUUGCACCAAUUCUCCAAUCUUUGGGUCACUCCUCAAGCUCACCAAGCACAUAAAGGAGAACCACAAGAACAUUCCCUUAGCGAACAACAAGAGACAGGCAAAGGUGGCUGACCUCAGCCCCACCUCCUCCGAUGUGGAGAUCUCCUCGCCGAAGCGCCACCGACUGGGAGGGGACUCCACGCCUUCCUUAGGGAGCAACGGCGACUAUCCAUGCAACCAGUGUGAUAUGCGAUUUUCCAGCUUUGAGGGAUUCCAAGCCCACCUGAAGUCCCAUUUGGAGAUGCUACUGAGGCGCCAGUCCUGCCCCCAGUGUAACAAAGAGGACUUUGAAUCCCAGGAGGCAUUACUGCAGCACCUGACUGUGCACUACAUGACCACAUCGACUCAGUACAUGUGUGAGAGCUGUGACAAGCAGUUCUCCUCGGUGGAUGAUCUGCAGAAGCACCUGUUGGACAUGCACACAUUUGUGCUGUACCACUGUACCCUCUGCCAGGAGGUCUUUGACUCCAAGGUCUCGAUACAGGUGCAUUUAGCUGUAAAACACAGCAACGAAAAGAAGCUGUUUCGCUGUACAGCCUGCGCUUGGGACUUCAGGAAGGAGACAGAACUUCAGCUCCAUGUUAAGCACAGCCAUGUGGGCCAGAGGUCAGGCCUCCCUGGAGGGCUCGGAGCAGGUCUCAAGCCCAGGAAGUGCAUCUUCUGUGGAGAGACGUUUGGAACGGAGGUGGAACUCCAGUGUCACAUCACCACUCACAGCAAGAAGUUCACAUGUCGCUUCUGCGGCAAAUCCUUCCACGCCAUCUCACUGUUAGAACGACACCUCAGGGAGAAACACUGUAUCUUUGACGGAGGCAGCGUCACCGGUAACGGAGGUGGCACGGAGAGCUGCAGCAGCCAGAACGGCACACCAAAUGGACUGACUCAGUCUGUCAAGAGAGGAGGAGGAAGCACAGGCGGUGGAAGUGCGGGUGCAGCGGAAAGAACCACGGUGGCACCUGCGGAACAAGCCGACCUUCCGAACAUGAUGCUGAAGAACAGUGUUGCCGGGGGAGGAGGAGAGACGGCCAACAACCACGAAGCCAGCGGGGGUGAGGAGGAGCUGGACAAUUCCGAGCCCAUGUAUGCCUGCGACAUUUGCGGAGCCGCCUACACCAUGGAGUCGCUUCUUCAGAACCAUCGGUUGCGGGAUCAUAACAUCCGACCGGGAGAGGAUGACGCUGGUUCUCGAAAGAAGAAGGCCGACUUCAUCAAGGGGAACCACAAGUGCAACAUCUGUUCCAGAACUUUCUUCUCCGAGACCGGGCUUCGCGAGCACGCCCAGACACACCGCGGCCCCGCCAAGCACUACAUGUGUCCAAUAUGUGGCGAGCGAUUCCCCUCUCUUUUAACCCUCACAGAACACAAGGUGACUCACAGUAAAAGCCUGGACACAGGAACCUGUCGAAUCUGUAAGAUGCCCCUGCACAGUGAGGAGGAGUUUAUCGAGCACUGCCAGAUGCACCCUGACCUCCGAAACUCCCUCACGGGCUUCCGCUGCGUGGUCUGCAUGCAGACUGUCACUUCCACCCUGGAGCUUAAGAUCCACGGCACUUUCCACAUGCAGAAGCUCUCCACCGGUUCUGGUCUUGGAGGGACCGGAGGGGGCUCUGGGAAUGGAGCAGGGAACGGUUCGUCCUCUUCUUCCCCCAACGGCCAGCUGCAGCAUCACAAGCUGUAUAAGUGCGCCUUCUGCCUAAAGGAGUUCAAGAACAAAGGAGAGCUGGUGAAGCUGGAUGUCAACGGCCUGCCUUAUGGACUUUGUGCCAGCUGCAUGAGCAGGGGAACUAAUGGCCAGAGCACCAACCAAGGAGGUGCUCUCACACCCGGGGAUACGCAAGGAGAGAAGCCUGUGUCUGGGCUGAGGUGUCCCGAGUGUGGGGUGAAGUUCGAAAGCCUGGAGGACUUGGAGAGUCACGUCCAGACUGAUCACCCCGAAGUCAGCCCUGAAACGAGUUCAGCGGGGAAGAAGGCGGAGGCUUCACCUGCACCUAAGAAAAAGACCUACCAGUGUAUUAAGUGCCAAAUGACAUUUGAGACGGAGCGAGAGAUCCAGAUUCAUGUUGCAAAUCACAUGAUUGAAGAGCCCACCUGUCGGCAAGAGGAGGGCAUCAAUCACGAGUGCAAGCUGUGUAACCAGAUGUUUGAUUCACCUGCCAAGCUGCUCUGCCACCUGAUAGAACACAGUUUUGAAGGCAUGGGAGGUACCUUCAAGUGUCCCGUCUGCUUCACAGUGUUUGUACAGGCCAACAAGCUGCAACAGCACAUCUUUGCAGUCCACGGUCAAGAGGACAAGAUAUACGACUGUUCGCAGUGUCCCCAGAAGUUCUUCUUUCAGACCGAACUGCAGAACCACACACUGAGUCAGCACGCGCAGUGAGACCGAGGCCCGGCAGGAUCUCUCGGCUCAGUCGGGGCCCCCGACCCGGAGCCGGCGGGGGAACUACAUCUCCACAUCACAGCCAAUCAAAGUGUCAUUUGCCACUCACAUGUAAAAGUGUAACGAUCGCACCACUGGGUGUGGCUAUUAGCGGCAGCGGGGGAAAGGAAUAUUAAUGGGAUAUGCUAUUAAAUAAAGAAAGGCAAGCAGGAUGAAGGAGAGGAGUGGCGUGAACAAGGUAUUGUACGUGCAGUAUUUUUAAUCAACCCUGCCAAAUUCUCUGAUACCAUGUAAUUAUUUUUUUCAGAGAGACAAAGAAAAGAAAGAAAAAAGGAAUCUUUUGUUUUCGAUCAUGUUCAUAGUUUCUCGAAAAUAAUUUUCUCUUCCUUCCGUUCGUAUACAAAUUCAUCUGUGUCUUCUUCCAGAUGCGUUUAGCAUUUCUUUAAUUUGUUUUCUGUCUUUGCGUUCUCGCCGUAAGUAGGUACUCGUGCCGUGUACUUGUGAUUGUCUGUUCUCCAGUUGUAAGUUCCCCCCCCCCCCCCGCCCCCAAAUCUUCUUUCUAUGAUUAUUGUUAUAUAUAUAUUUUCUUCUCUUUUUGUAAUUACUAUGAAAGAAAGACAAAGGAGCAAAUUAAAAUGCAGAAAACCAUGCAAAUGUUUCUUUUUUUCAGUCUCUACGGGGCCUCUAAUACAGGUUGAAAAAAAAUCAUUAAUUUCAGUGCAUCUGGUCAAUGACUGCUUUUUAAAUGUGAAUUAACCAGAUGGCAAUAAUAUAGCAGAGACAAAAAAAAACAAACAAACAAAUAAAUAAAUGACAAAUGAAGACA